Molecule: messenger RNA, 687 nt
Organism: Gasterosteus aculeatus aculeatus (three-spined stickleback)
Lineage: Eukaryota; Metazoa; Chordata; Actinopteri; Perciformes; Gasterosteidae
Source: RefSeq, a predicted model, not a curated record
ACCAACGUUCACAACAUGAGGAGCUUUAAAAAGGGGAAAUGUUGUUCUAAUCAGACUGUAACAUCAGUCAGUGGAUCCUCCUGCAGACUCAACACAACAACGUCUGCAGCUCAGAGGCUGCUGAUCAGCACAGACGAGAUGAAGGUUCUUCUGGUCGUCUCCGUCAUGUUCGCUCUCCUCCAUCUGGGGCAACAUGAACCUUGUAACUCUCCAGGUGACAAGGGUGCGGACAAAAAGUUUGUGAAGAAACACAUCCUUCAACCUCAGGACAUACCUGGACUUGAUGAGAACUUUGACAGAACAUCAACCACUGAAUGGCAGAAGUACUUAAAAGCUAAAGGCCUCUGCAAAGGCAGACCGAUGCAGUCCUUCUUCGAGAAGAGGGAUCAGCGGAAAGUGGAGGCGAUCUGUCGUGGUGAGGGCACUCAGGUAGCGUCGAUGACACCGCGACCAACAGAAGACAGAAAGAACUUUUGCAUCAGUGAUAAAGACAUAGAUGUGUAUAAUUUUGAAGUCGAAAACAACAAUUGCAAAGUUAAAUUGCCUGUAGAAAAACUGAAAAGAAGAGUGAUCGUGGCUUGUGAUUUAUUUGGCACCAAGUGCCUCCCUGCACACUUUCAGUGGUAUAAAACCCAAGAAUCAAGUGGUAAGAAGUGCAGUGGAGGCCGAGUUUCUGGACUUGUUUAA